Messenger RNA from Manis pentadactyla (Chinese pangolin), 438 nucleotides. RefSeq names its product histone H2A-Bbd type 2/3-like. NCBI's taxonomy places the organism in Eukaryota, Metazoa, Chordata, Mammalia, Pholidota, Manidae. Gene Ontology annotation, molecular function: structural constituent of chromatin; DNA binding; protein heterodimerization activity. The record is from RefSeq and is a predicted model, not a curated record. Gene Ontology annotation, cellular component: nucleosome. The coding region runs from base 1 to 438 and encodes 145 amino acids. The transcript has a single exon.
AUGCCUCCGCACCACAGAGCUAGGCUGGUCAGAGAAAACGCACCACAGCCAACGCCCAACAUGCCGCAGCGUAGGAGCCGUCAAGCGUCAUCUGGUGGCCAGAGGAGGACCCGCUCUUCCACCCGCCAAGCAGAGCUGCACCAGAGGAGGACCCGCUCUCCCACCCAACAAGCAGAGCUGCUCUUCUCCGUGAGCCAGGUGGAACGCAUGCUGCAGGAGCACUACUCCUUUCAGCACAUGAGCCCUCGCACACCAGUCUUCAUAGCGGCCAUCAUCCAGGACCUAACGGCCAAGAUCUUGGAGCUGGUGGGUAUUGAGGCCCAGAAACAUGGCAGCAGCGGCAUCACACCAGAGGUCAUGGACAUGGUGCUCCACAGCAAACCCGCUGUUCAGCAGUCUUUACAGAGAGACUGUCUUCUCGCAGGUGGCCCCAGCUGA